AUGCGAACUCGAUCGCAGCAAGCAUCGCCUGGCGGCUUUUUGUCCCUCGAUGACAGUGCUCCUCGUCGGACAAGGUCUACUAGAAACACCUCGCAACCAACUGCGCAACCUUCAGCCUCUACCGAAACCACAACUCGACAAAAAAGUCAAGGCACGACCAAAAAGACCGCCAGAGUCGCAAAGACACAGACGAGAAAAGCCCCUCAGCGAGCGACAAGAAAGUCAACUCGCAAGACGGAGAAUCAAACCGCCGACGGUAGUCAAUAUGAAUCCCAUAACAACGAAGAACGCGCCGAGACCGCGCCCCUGGACGACAAAGAAAACCUCACAAACGAGUCCCAGGACCCAGAUUCUGUUACACUGGCAGAUAGUACAGUUCUUUCUGAGCCGAAAAGCUCUUCCCUUACGCAAGCACUUGCAGAGUCUAUCUACGGCGAACCUUACGGCAUGGGAGGUCCGUUGGUGGAGGAGUUCGAACCAACUCGAGAAUUGCGGUUGAGUGGCGGACCAUGUUACUCAAGUGGUGGCGCCCAAGAGGAUGUCGCCGAGAAAUCGGCGGCCCUCUUGGUCAGGGCCCACGAGGAGACGAGCGACGAAGAUCGGACAGCCCCCGUGACUCCUGCAGCAAACAAGCGCCGGAAUCUGGGACCGCCAGGAAGUACCCCCUUUGCCAACCGGCGUACCCCCCUUUCGCGCCGGAUCCAGACCAGGGCGGCCCCCUUCUCCGCAAGGCUUGCUCGUCGAGAAGCCGAAAAGCAUGGCCGGAUUGAAUCGACACUCUUCCGCCUUCCCGACUAUCUUCGUCAGCUAGAGGCCGACCGCCAGAAGGCUGAAAAAGCCCCUUCAAGUCCGAGCCCACAGCUUCCACAAACAACAUUUGACUUUACGAUGGAACCGAGCUUACCAACUAAUCAAAGCUCAGCAGAUGAGUCGUCUGCGCUCCAAGAACCAUCGACGCCAGGGAGAAACACUCCAGAAACUCCCCAGCGUGGAUGGAAUCUACGUGGACUGCUCAGCUCUGUACCUCGUUCCUUCUCGCGAUUACUGCCAUUUGGUCGGCCUUCUGAAAGCUCGCAAGAUCAAUCGACAUUCGAACCAUCGUCAGAACGUAUUACUCGCACAAGGUCUUUUGACCCUGAAUCAGCUGGUCCUCAAACCGAAGGACGAUCUCGCUGGCGUUUGAGUGAAGGGCCCUCGCAGCCUCCGAAGAAGCGUGCCCGUAACUUAUCUUACUCACUUUUCCCGGCUCCCAUUGACAGAUCCCUUUACCUUGGUGACAUACCUAAGCCCUCCACGGUGCGCCCAGAGGCGGCUGCCCCGGAAUCGCACCGCACUGAACAGGCGCAGGUGCAGAAGCCUGAGCGUCAGCAGACUGCAGCAUCAAGUGCCCAAGCUGAAGAACGGGAGACGUCUCAAGCGUCUAGCGAUGCGGAGCAAAGGAAGCGCAAGCGGUCGCCAUCGCCCGAUGUGAUUCCCAACCCAGCCGGAUCUAGUUAUGGGUUAGACUUGGAUUAUUUCUGUUAUAGCUCUGAAAGUGAAGAUGAGGUGGCAGAAACUCCAUCUAAGCAGAGCGAACGCAAGAAAGUCGAUGGCCUAGCAAAGUCUGUGGCCCGCAGUGCCCUCCGUACAGACAGACAGUCAUCCAAAAAGGUGCGUUUUGAUGCAAGCCCAGAGGACACUCCUUCUAAGCUUCGCUCGCGUGCUCGCUCCACUGAUCCCUAUCGCGGAACACACUUCGUUGGGAUGGGUAAUGAUUCACCAACACCAUCUGCUCGCACUGAGCAACCUUCUCCGCGGAAUCCUGGAUUCGUCCCCAACACCCAAGGUACUUUUCAGCUCGACUAUGAUGUGGUCUUAGAUGACUCGGAGACUACUGGUCUGUCCUCGUCAACAAAUGUUACCGCCUCUAGCCCCUCCCAAGCCGUACGGGAAGAAGACGGGCGUGCUUCUGCACAGCAUGAAGGCCAUGAUGCUCAAUCUCCUGCAUCUCGCCAUACCUCUAGGGCUCAUCUAUCAACCCCAGGUAAAGUGGACGAGGAAGCUCUUGCAAGAGUGCGGUCCCAAGCAGAGAAAUACAAGCCGAAGACUCCUAGUGGUCUCCGUACUGCAAGCCGAUAUGCUAGUCCGUUGACCGCCACACCCGAUACUGUUGCCUCCGACCACACAACUAAGAAAUCCGACUUGAUUGCAAAGUCUGGUAAAGUCGACGAACCCGAAAACUUUGGUGAUGAUGAAUUCGCUCGUGAUGCGGAAUGGCUUUAUCAGAAUUGUCCUUCUGGGGACCUCAGUCAACUUAAGUGGCCGGCCAAGCAAAGCUAUGAAGAGAGCCUUGGUGUCAGUUCUACCUCCAUGAAACUCCUUGCUACGAUUUGGGACGACUCCGAGAUUGAACCAGCGUACCUUGCUUUUCGUCAGAGUUUUGAGGAGUUCAAAAAGACUUUGAAAUGA
Molecule: messenger RNA, 2448 nt
Organism: Aspergillus pseudonomiae
Lineage: Eukaryota; Fungi; Ascomycota; Eurotiomycetes; Eurotiales; Aspergillaceae
Exons: 4
Coding region: 1-2448 (815 amino acids)
Source: RefSeq, a predicted model, not a curated record